Messenger RNA from Astyanax mexicanus (Mexican tetra), 5364 nucleotides. Its product is annotated as NACHT and WD repeat domain-containing protein 2. The record is from RefSeq and is a predicted model, not a curated record. The transcript has 7 exons. Bases 222 to 5024 code for a protein of 1600 amino acids. Gene Ontology annotation, molecular function: protein binding. NCBI's taxonomy places the organism in Eukaryota, Metazoa, Chordata, Actinopteri, Characiformes, Acestrorhamphidae.
CCAUGUAAUGUAGCAGAAGAAUAGACCUCUGCAGGAAGUAAAAUACAAUCAACAGUGAAUGAGGAGUGGCAGUGUGUGUUUUCACCACAAUAAUACCCCUCCCCACACACACACCCUUUACCCAGACUUCCUGUUCAACACACAGCACUCACCAUCAGGACGUGAACCCUCAGCCUGCUGGACCUGCUGCCCUGAGCUCCUGAUGUGGACUGCUGGACGUGAUGGUGGGUGAAGUUAGGAUGGCGGGUGUGAAAGUUUACCUGUGUUCUAAUCCAGAAGACUCUGUGGUGGAGAGGAAGUAUCUGAGAGAGAAUAUAUUCCCUAAACUGAGGGAUCACUGCAGGAGGACGUAUGGAGUCGAUUUCAGGGUUAUUGACCCCUAUGAAAGGGUGGACUCAGCCAACUGGCCUACACAGGAGGAGCGACGGCUGUUUAUUGAAGAGUGCAGGGAGAAUUCACUCGGGCCUUUCUUUGUGGCUCUGGUGGGUGAGCAGUAUGGGACGGUGGGUUUACCUGAGCAGGUGGAUCUCUGUGAGUUCAUGCUGUUACUGCAGAUGUGCCAGAACCUGGGCUUCAGCUGUGUCACUCUGGAGAAAUUAUACCGCAGAGACGAGAACACCAUACCUCCCAAAUACUGUCUCAUCAGACUGGAAGUGGAAGACAGUGGCAGGCAUGCUGAUUUAGAAAAGGCGAGGAUGAUGAUGCAGUACGCUGUGACUGAGUGUGUUCAGCAGGGAGAUAUUAAACCAGAAGAAGCUCAGAAAUAUUGCACAUCGGAUCUUGAGAAGGACCUCUGCUUUGCACUGAAAGGCCGCUCUAGGGCAGAUAUUAAAAGAUGUCUUUGUUACGUCAACAAGCCCUUUAAAACACCUGACCGGAGGAAGACAGACGAUAAACCACCCACAGAUUACCAGACAACAUCAGUCGCUCUAAAGGAGCUACGGGAAGACUUCCUGCCAAACCUGGUCCAAUCACACAAGGCCCUGGUGUACACCACCAUUUCAACCACCACCAUGGAGCUCAGCGGAGAACAGAGCUACGCUGAGGAGUUAAGCCAUCAGCUCUAUUCAGAUCUGAAGCAGCUUAUCGACCAAUCUGUUGAGAAGAAUGAAGAUCAAACCCAGGGAUUCUUCUCUCAGCAGAGAGAACUGUGUGAUAUCUUUUCUCGGCUCUAUAAAAUCGAACGAGACGAGGUCACGCAUGUCAGAGCUUAUCUGGAGCAGGACACUAAUCGGCCUUUAGUUCUGGUUGGUGGGCCGUGCACAGGCAAAAGUGUGUUUCUGGCCCACUGUGCAAAUCAGAUCAAAACAUGGAUGAAGGAUCAGGACCCUGUGGUCAUCGUGCAGUUUACAGAUUCGAACACCUCUUUGAAACAAAGUCUUCUCAGCAUGUGCCAUCAAAUCGCUUCAAGCUACAAUCUUCAAUACAACACCCAUCCCAAAAACAUUUUCAAAUUAAAAGAAACUUUUAGCGAACUCCUGUCUAUAAUUGCUGAGUCCUCAAAGCCUCUGAUCCUGAUUAUAGAUGGAUUUGACCAAAUGCCAAAUGGACCAGUAGACAUGACCUGGCUUCCCAAGACUUUACCUUCUAACGUAAAGCUAAUAAUGUCGUCCACACCUAUGAAGUCUGGGUUUCUCUCUGCAAUCAAGAGUCAUUACUCAGAAUCAACCUUGUUCUUUGACCUAGAGCCGUUAGAUAGUAAGAGUUGUAACCAGAUGCUGACAACUCUGCUCUUGGCAGCCAAUAGGAGGAUAACAUCAGGUCAGCAAAUGUAUGUAAAUCAAGCCUUUAAGGAAUGUUCUCUCCCCUUGUAUGUGGAGCUCUUGUUCAGACAAGUGAGGUGCUGGGGCUCAGAGUUGGAGAUUACCCCUGAUACAUUGGUCCCAGGGGUCCAUGCCAACAUUGAGCUGUUCUUAGAUCACCUUGAGGAAAAACAUGGAAAAGUGUUGAUCAGUAGAGCUCUGCAGUAUCUCUCCUUGUCAAGGCAUGGCUUGACCGAAGCUGAGCUGACUGAUAUACUCUCUUGUGAUGAUGAGGUUCUGUCUGAUUUCCUCCCACUCGACAAUGAUGUUCCUUAUAAAUCAAGAGUUCCAGAAAUUGCUGUGGAAGCAGUACUCCUAGACCUGAAGGGAUUCAUGAUUCCUAGGAACACUUUAGGAACCUUGUUCUGGGCCAGCAGACACUUCAACUUGGUAAUCAAUAAAAGGUACUUGUCUUCAAAUGAGCAACAGAGCAUGUAUUCAUUGUUGGCAAACUACUUUAGUGGCCGAUGGGCUGGCGGCACAGCUAAGCCAUUAACCUUCACUGCAAGCCAUGGCUCAAAAAUGUCAGACUCCAUCACUGUGCAAAAAGCCAUGCCAAAGAAGAUGUAUAGCAAUAGGCAAGUUCCUGGCCAACCCUGGAUGUUUCAACCCUUGGCCGCCGCUCUGUGCAAUUCAGGUUUGUCUAAAAGUGCUCAUCCCAACUUAAGAAAAUUGCAGGAGUUGCCUUUUCACCUGAUGCAGAGUGGCAGUUUUGAGGAGCUUGGACGCAUGAUGCUCUCACAAGAGUUCCUUGAUGCAAUGUUCCAAGCAGGGUUGGAAGAGGAAUUGGUGUUUUGGAUUGAGGAGGCAUCUCGGAACAGAUUUCCUAGGGCACUUAGACUUCUUGCUACCUUCCUGAAAACCUCAGACUGUUGGAUGAAAGACUGCACUGCAGACUUGGUAUUGGUAAUGCAGGCUCACCUAUUCCCCUUUGUGAAUGUGUUCCCUAAGCUAGGGCAGUUUGUCAACCAGACAAUAAAUGAUGGUAAAACGAGACGCUCUGGGGUGUCUACGAUAUUAUCCCCAUCACCCUCUGUUCCUGCCACUCAUUGGGAACUACCAUCAGCCAAGGUCUCUCCAUUUGUGAAGGUAGAUCUAGCUCAGUCUGAGUCUGCUGUAGUGAUUCAAGACAAUGGUUCAGCUUGGGUAUGGAAUGGAAGCGAUUCUGAAGGCUUCAAUCUCUCGCAGUCAUCCGAAUUAAAGUUUGCAGAUGUUAGAUGUGCUGCAAAUGUUUUCAUGCUCUUGACGCAAAGUGGCAAACUCCUUUUGUGGGAUGUUAAUGCUCCAAGCUCAUACUUUCAAGAAGUUCAGACCCAUCAGGAGGAACAAGGCCAAGAGAGCACUCUUCAGAGCAUUGACGGCAUCUUAGUGUCCAAUCGCAGGAUCUUUGCAUUUUCUAGGGGAAGAAGUUUUGUCCAGGUUUUUGAAGAGAGAAGGGAAGUUGCUCCACUCCAGUGUUCUUCUUUUGUAACAUGCAUGUCCUGUUCUGUGGAUGGAUACAUGAUUUGCUGUGGUCAGAAUGAUGGUACUCUAAGUAUAUUUGACUCCCAGAGUGGACUUCCAUUGACCUCUUUCAUUUGCUCUAAAGGAAUGCCUUUGUUUGACCUUAUCCUCAACGAGAACGAAGAGGCAAUAUCAGGUGUUGACUGUACAGGAAGUGUGUUCGUGUGGGACAUUAGGAUUCCAACCAUUCCAGAACUCAUUAAAGAGAGUCUCAGCUCUAGCAAAGAAGACAUCUUAAAUACAGAUCACUCUGAGGAAGGUCUUCUUCUCAUCUGUAAAAGACAACGGAUCCAAAUAGUUGACAUACUUCUGUUGGACAUUGAAGACCAAUUCAAUGCUCCAAGGGGCAAAACUUUCAUUCAAGCCAUUUUAGAUCCAGAGACACACUUCAUCAUAGCUUUGGUGAAGGACUGCUCAUUUCUUUUGGUCUGGAACUUGUUUUCAGGUCAGUGUGUGUUAAGCCUAGACUUUGGAAGCACUGAAGCUUUUAAACUGAUGAAGCCCAAGGAAUGUCCUAACCUUACGGUCGUCACAAGCACAGGCAUUACUAAUUGGGACAUGGACCUAGUUUCAGUGGCAGCUUCCACACCAAAAUCAGGCAGGGAAGUUUUAAAGGUCAUUGUUGGACCAAAAGGAGGACUCUUCUAUACAUCAGAUGGUUCUGAGCUGGUGUGGAGGUGGACAGUUUUUGAUUGGGAAGUGAAGAGCCACUUGCUUCAUCAUGGUCCUGUUGAAGACAUGGCUCUUUCAGUGGAUGGAAAUCUCCUUUUGACCAUUGCCUCAGGUAACAUCUACGUCUGGAACACCAGUACAAAUGCAAACAUUCACAGAAUCCAAGAUAGCCAAGCAGCUCGGCUCUUGUUACCCCCAAAAGGCAACUCUGCAGUGUCUCUUUCAGAAACUGGUCUAUCAAGAGUAUGGAACUUGUGCACUGGAUUAGUCGUCUGCAGCAUCCAUCAUCAUCUCAGAGAUGCCGUCAUCUCACCAGAGAGGACCUUUCUCAUGGGCAUCAACAAAGGGGAUCUUCUUGCUGUCAGUCUUUGGUCUGGUUACAUCAGCAAGCAAUUCUCCAGUUCUGAAUGGUCUGAAGUUGUCGCCUUCUUCCCACUGAUAGACCAUCCAGACUGUGUGAUGGUAAUUACGAGUUCAGGAGCUUUGUACUCUUGGAGACUAACGGAAGACACUGUUUGCCAACGGUUCCAGUUCCCAGACUCUUUCCAGUAUCCUCCACAGUUCUUUAAUGUCUUGUCUGGUGAAAGUUAUGGCAUGAUAUCUGUAGAUGAUUCCAAAAUAAGCAUCUUAGAUGUGAAGAACUGUAAACUAUGCUCCUUGAAAGCUGAAGGACCGGUCUGCCAAAAGUUUGUAGGCAUCAGUGGUAAAUAUGCAGUCUAUAUCUGUAGCCCUUCCAUGAUGUGUCGUAGUUACACUUGUGACCUUCAUGCCAGGCAUAUCUUGGUUGCCAUACGUGUAACUGAUGGUAAGAAAGUGGGCAAGGUCUACCUAUCUAAAACCCCCUCUGCUCUAACUCUUUCUGAGGAGUUGUGCGUGUAUGUUGGGUUUGAGGAUGGUUCUGUUGGGGUGUAUGCCAUCAAUGACGGAGAUGGGAAUGCCGUUUCCACGCCUAAAUGUGGGAGCACAGGACGGAUGUGUCCAUUUGAUGAACCUGAGGUUUGGUCGCCUUUAGCAAGCCCUAACAUUUCUUGGGAGGACUUCAAAUAAUAGUGAAAAGUGUAGAUGUCUUUCAGUAACAUUCUUUAAAUUAUGUAUUUCAAUUGCAUGAACAUUGCAUAUUUUUAUUAGGGUUGUCCUAAUCUGAUCUAUCAAUUUUUUAUUUUAUUUGGAUUUUUAAUUUUUAAUGUGCUCCAUCUGCAUUGAGUUUUUAGAAGAUAAAUAAAGAGUUGGGUUUAAUUUUACAGUGGAGCAUGAAAACAUCCCAUAAUAUCUAAAAAUAUAUAAAACCUGAAUAUUAUGUGUUAGCCUAAACAUUUUCUUGCUUAUGUUAAUUUUAUAACACUUUAAGUGGUGUAUAGGUUUUAAUUUAUUGUUUAUUGUACAAAUG